CAAACAGUUGCUUCCAGGCCGGAGGCGAAAAUUAGUCGUAGAACAUUGUUCUUCGAACUAAAAUUGUAAUUUGAAGUAAAGCUAAGGGAAUUUUACAUUACACGUUUUCCAUCUAAGUGGUGAAGUUUUGGGACUUUUCUGGAACGUUUCUCAAAUUUUCCUUCAAAUCAUUUAAGCUAACACGCACUUUAACUACGUUUCUGUUGUCUGUCCAACAGUCCAGUCCCCAGCACUGAUGGAUCAAGUGAAUAUAUGACAGAUCACAUAUUUGAACUGUGGAGAAAGAUAUAAAGACAUGAUUGGUCAUCGAAGAUUUUUUUCCACAAUUCUGGAUUAUAAGCACGCCUGUUUCACCUCGCUACUACUGAGUUUGAGUCGUAACUGCGGGUAAAUCAUGAAACAGGCGUGAUGGCCUGGUAAUAUUGUUUGGAGAGAUACUGCGAUGAUCAAUCAUGUCUUCAUACUGCUACAUCAGUUGGUAAUUUACGAAACACCUUAACGCGUCAACGCCAGGUUUGACUGUAAUUUCAACGCCUUUGCUUUCAGGCUAUUUAAAGAGAAUCCGGAACUUUUACAGAUGUUUUCAUUUAGAGAUUUGGCUAAUUCGACCGAGGACGCCAUGCGAACCGACGAUCGAUUUAAGAGGCAGGGACUGGUAACCAUGCAACAUGUCGACUUGGCCGUGGCGUCUCUCAGUGAUCUGGGCUCUAUUGUUCCCGCCCUCAAGGACUUAGGAGCCAGGCAUUCCAUGUACAAAGUUGAGGAAUAUCACUUUGGGCCUGUUGGAGCCGCGUUACUGGGCACGCUUGACAUGGGCCUUGGAGAGAAGUUUACACCAGAAGUUAAGGAAGCGUGGACUGUCGUUUACGGGAUUGUCGCAGACACGAUGAAAGCUGGUCUUAAAGAAGUUCUCGAGGGAUAAUAUGAACAAAGAUACUCACAAACAUCUAACUAUCAUAGAGGCCCUCUUCUAGAGUAUCCGGCAGCUACAAUCGUAUAUUAUCUUAGUCAGAAGAAUUAGCAUAGACUGGUCUGGAAUCUAAAAAGGGAGGAUUCUAAAAAGAAUAUUGUACUUAUAGCAGCAAAUUAAAGGAAGUGAUAAUACCAAUCGAUACGAAUGAAAUUAUAGGUACGCAAUGCGUUCAUGCAUUUACGGCAGGCUGCUUGCAAGAGGAGCUUUGAACGACCAUAUCAAAUCUCGUUUGCUCCUUUUUCUGUAGCUCACGUAAAUCAAAUCAAGCAUGUUUGUUGACUUAGCGGGAAUUUAAAUACUCACACUCAUGAACUUAUCGUUAAUAACGAGUUAACAAGCAUUUUGAUCAACUGUGUAUUUUAUCUGAUUUAUAUGUUAUCGCUUUUCGUAUUAUGGCUAAAACGCUCUUUUCGUAGAAUUCAAAAAAAUGUAUAUGUUCAUACAUAAAUUAAAAAAUAAGGGUUCACAGAG
This is a messenger RNA of Orbicella faveolata, 1444 nucleotides long. Its product is annotated as neuroglobin-like. Gene Ontology annotation, molecular function: oxygen binding; heme binding. NCBI's taxonomy places the organism in Eukaryota, Metazoa, Cnidaria, Anthozoa, Scleractinia, Merulinidae. The record is from RefSeq and is a predicted model, not a curated record.